GCCCACAUGGUUAGAAUAACCGCAGGGCCUAACCGCCCCACAGGGUUGUGAGGUCAACCAUGUGGUAAACUUUUGGAAAACCGCAUCUUCUUAAUAGCAAAAUGAAACCAUUUCCUUGUGACAAUUUCAAUUUGUUUUGAAUUCGCAUGAUAUAGGUACAGUUAUCAAUAAAAUCACUCAUAUUUACUAAAUCAGUACAAGGUUCAGCCUGAGACAGUAAGGUCCAUCACUCACAGUUCCUCACUUAAAUUGUGUAACUACAAUUCCUUUGUCAUACAGCCCCCUAAGUGUCACAUAACAAGCCCAUGAUAAGCAAAACAGUAUAGGAUAUUUUAAGAAUAAAUCAAACCUGAUGCAACAAACACUACUCCCAAAUCAGACCAAUUUUGGUAUCUAGACCCCUAUAAACAUUAAAUAUUCACUGCUUUUGGACUUCUAAAUUUACUGGCCUAUGUAGUUCAACAGUCAAAAUACUCAGAAUGAUAAGAUCUAUAUGAUGAAACUAAGAAUUUUACUGUCUGGAGGAUACUGUUUGCCUAAAUAUUACCAGCACCAAAGGCUUAAAACUUAGAUUUAGAUUUUUUUCUUAAUGGGGAUUGAGAAUUUUAGCUUGGGAUAGACUUUUUAAAAAAAUUAGUUGAUGAAUUCCAACAAAAACAAUAUCAGGUUCACUGUAAACAUAAUUGAAAUCUAUAAGAAAAUUGUUUUGUUGGCUAAUAUUAAACAGAUAAUUGUGGACAUUCAGUGUUGUGACUUUCCAUAUUUUUUUAGAUUUCAUUUUGGAUUAUGUGUAGUUCUAAUCUAACUUUAUCCACUGAAAAUUUUUAAUAAUGAUAGAAAAGAGGAUAAAACUAUAGUUUCAUACAAUACUCCCAGUUUUUGUUAUCUCUUACUUCAUGUAUGUACGGCAGUAUAGGGGACCUGGCAGGUAAGUAAGGAAAGCAGACUUAAUCUCACAUAUGAAAUGAGGAACUUUGCCAUCCCUGGAUGCUACUAAGUUCAUGCCAGCUACCAUACACCACUCUUCGGUCACAUGACAGUAAGAGACUUGUCAAAACACUACAUCAAACCAGACACCUAACCACUUAAUGACUUGAGCUUGAUCCCCUUAGUUCCUGCAAAGAUAGGCAAACUACUGCGCAUCAAUGUCUUGGCAACAACAAUAAAGAGGCAUUGUAGCCCUCUCACUGCUAUUUGCCACAUCUUUCAUUAAUUACUCCGAGACAUUUCUUGUUGUUCUGCGUCCACCUCCAAACAUCAUACAGACUAGAAAUUACAAGUUUUUUUUUUUAUUCAUCUAUUUUUUUUCAUCCCUUUGGUUUCUGUAUGUGCUUACUGAGAUUUCAAGCAGUGUACUUAUUGCUGUGAAUUGUUGCUUAUAGUCUGUCAGCCACUGAGCACCACUACUCUCCAGCCUUAACAUUUUUCAAGUUUAAUAGGAUACCACUACCCUUGACUUGAAAGCAUAUCUUAUGUGUAGAGUCUAUAGACUUUGUAUGCUAACUUAUUCACAGUCUCUGUACCUUGGACCUCCUCUGACCCAUGGGCUAACAAUAUCUGUCAUUCAUUCCCAUCAUUUUGAUCAGCUUCGUCUUAUGAGUCUAGUGCAAGACAAACAUCUUCUCAUUCUUCUCCAUAUUAUCUCUUUCUCCCCUUUAAUUUGUUUCAUAAAUUCAAAUACAUACAGUAUUCAGGCAAAACUAUAGACUUAUCCCUUCCAACCGUUUGUCCCAAUGUAGACCCUGGUGCCUUGCCACUCCCAGCUGCUUGGCUGCCCAUGAUACUGAUAGUGAAGAGUAAAGGUAAUAAUAUAUUGUCAUAGCUGACUGAUUCCCUGAUAACUUGUUCAAGGAAUUUUCCUGACAUUAUCAAAAGUGUCUCCCAAUUCCUGAUUUCCUAAUACAUUGCAUUAUUAAAUAUUUUGAGUGAUUAAAUGCCUGCAUAAUCCACACACAUUUAUACCCAAACAGCUUGCUUAUUUCCCACAUGAAGUCCAGCAUGUUUGUGUAAAAUGUCCAGAAUUAUUAAUAUAAUUUAAAUCGAAGGUAACCCCAUAUGUACAUCAGCUUUCAUUGAGUAAUUUAUAAUUUCAUGGACUUCAUGUAGCUCUUUUGCUUGCUCUUAAAUCCUGCCAACAUUGUUCUUGUUAAAUAUAAGCUAAUAUUUUAAAUUCUGAUAACAAAAUGAAUGGACCAUUUAUUCACCCCGCUGUGUGCCUUACGCCCUUUGUAUUCAGUCACGUACUCACGCACCUCUAACCCCAAAAGCAGCAAAUUUAACUCCCAUUGAUAAUUAAGUGGCAACAACAGCUACUUCCGGGCUGCGUGGACUCUUCCCUGAGGCAAGUACGCAAACAUUCAUUCUCGUAAUGUUAAAUUUACUGGGAAUAUACAAACUUGGUGUUAUAUGUGUUAAAAAUCUAAUAGUACGAACUUGGUUCUUCUAUAUAUGUGACAGCGUAGUCACGUUAAGCCCUGUAAUAUUACGUGCGUGAGCCAGCAAGCAUGAGGAAGUCAGUGUUGUGGUGCGUGCGAUACGCACGUACACCUCGCCUGGGAGGCAGACGUUGAAACUGCCAGAUGUGUUACUUUUAGCUUGAGCAGGGAGGUAGUGGCUGCGGUGAGGGUUGACGAGGAACGCGUUAGUGGAGCAGGAGCUAGACAGUAUAGUGCCAACGGUGCCAGUAGUGUUGAAUAAGCCUCACGAUGCCGCGGUGCAGAGGAGUGAGUCCUUUGAUAGAGGUGGCUGGGGAGCGUAUCUUUCGGUGGCUGAAAUGGUGCCUCCGUCUGCAGCCUGGGCCUCGGGAUCGGCAACAACUUCGGCAGCACAUGCUGACUACACUUGCACCCCGGCCACGACAGGCUCUGCUGUCACAGGUACUGGCCAUGCCUGAUGUGUUGAUGGACACGAAGUGCCAGUUGAUUGAGGUGCUCGGGGACACUACCACCUGGUGCGCAGACCUGACCCCCGGGGGCGAUCUGUUCGUGGACGAGGUGUUCCACCUGUACCGUUCCCUCACCAUGGCUGGCCUCAUCAACAUAACGCACCUGGGCGUGAUGUGUAACGUCCACUCCCUCGCAGACCGCCGCUACCUACCCGACGUGAACUCCACCUUCUACCGUCUGAUGGGACACCUGCGGCACAUGGUUUGGGUGACACUGUGUGGCGUGGCCGAUAACACCAUGCUAGCAGCUCUGGGUGCGAACUGCCACGCCCUGCAGUACUUGGAUGUGUCCUCUUCCCCGCGGGUGGACGACGUAGGGAUUGGCAAGCUGCUGCUGCGAGGGAGAACAAAUCUGCGGGAUCUUUCUCACCUAGCCUCCGCUCCCUUGCCCCCCACCACGCCCUGCUGCGCCUCCCUCUCUUUCCUCGGAGUGUCACAGACAGAGGCAGGAGUUGCCAGUGUUGUCUUGAUUUUGCGGUGCUUGCAUCAGGUAACCUCUCUAGGUGGCUGCAUCAGUGACGGAAGCUUGGUGGAGGUGCUGCAGGUGCUGAAGGCCGGUGGAGUCGCGGACUGGCCUACCAGCCUCACCAAGGUGUGGGAACCUCGCAUCCUUCCCCACCAUGCGCCUGUGCUGGCCGCAGCUUGUCCCGCCCUCCUCUCCCUCAACACAGACGAAGUUUCUGUCUCAUCCGUAUCCCUUCUGCCGCCCCUUCUGGAGCUUACGAUAAACCUGUGUCUGCGUGGCGAUGCAGAGCCGCUAUAUGAAAUGUUGGAGACCCGCGGCUCCACUCUUACCUACUUCGUUCUGGAUGGAAACAUCAAUUGUCCACUGGAGAUGACCUUCCUCAUGGACGCUACUCCUCAACUACGUCACCUGAAGGCGUGUGUCUAUCUUGGGGAGGGCUGCGAGGUGCGGGGUUGGGCGUCAUUGGCAAGCGCCGAUGUUGGGGUAACUACCUGCAAGGGAAUAGUGGCUCUGCUCACGCACUCCCCCGCCUUGCGUCGCCUCACACUCUCUCUUGAACCAGAGCCUUACGCGGAAACCUGGCGAGACCUGGACGAUGGGGUACUAGGGCAAGUGAUGGGCGGGGGCGGGCUGGAAGCCUUAGAGCAGCUAGUGGUGACGAGGUGCGGCGUGACGCCCUCGGGAUUAGAGUCGCUAAUGCUUCACUGCGAACACUUGGAGCUGGUGGCGCCGCUCAUCCAGUGGUCCGCCAUCACCCAAGAUGAUCUUGUCCCGCUGAGGAAGCAGAUUGCGUGCAGUAAUUGGUGCCUUGACCUACAGUUGAGUUUAGAGGCCCCACUGAAGCCUAUAACGUAGUAUUUUGUCCCCACCGACCACUUUGUCCUAUCGGUGUACGUAUCUCUCCGUGCAAUAAGAUGUGACGUAACAGUCCAAGGAAGAGGGAGAUGACGCCUCCCUCAUGCCUGUCACUCAUCACUAUGACCGUGCCCAUGACUCUGUGCCAAUUCCGUGUGUCAUCACUUUAUUCCUAGACUUAACGUUGCUAUGUUGACCGCGUCGUCAUUUACGCGCCACCAUGAUCCAACUUGUGUUAUGCACACCACAUACUUAUGGUGUGCACAACACAAGGUGUGCAGCACGGCGUGAUUGUGGCUAGCAAGUUGUUAGACUUUUCCUUUUUAAUAAUGUCUUUUUUUUCGAUAUUUGGCUGAUUGUUGCAGAACAUUAUUUUGCUAUGAAACAAAUUUCUCUCUCUCUCUCUCUCUCUCUCUCUCUCUCUCUCUCUCUCUCUCUCUCUCUCUCUCUCUCUCUCUCUCUCUCUCUCUCUCUCUCUCUCUCUCUCUUGGUCUCAAUAUAUUUAUGUUCUUCAAAGUGUGUUUUACCAAGUAAAUUUUUAAUCUGCAAUGCAUUGGAUAUUGCAGUACUGAAAGGUUUGGCUGUGAUAUCCGUCAUUUGCUCUUAAAGUCAGUAGGUAGUUUAAUAAAUACAAAGAUGCAAGUUAUUUAUGGCCACAGCUCUGUGAUAUAGUGGAAUUAAGUCUCAGGGCAUCAGUGUAAUAAAAUGAAGAGUAUA
Molecule: messenger RNA, 4982 nt
Organism: Scylla paramamosain (green mud crab)
Lineage: Eukaryota; Metazoa; Arthropoda; Malacostraca; Decapoda; Portunidae
Exons: 1
Coding region: 2706-4265 (519 amino acids)
Source: RefSeq, a predicted model, not a curated record